Mus musculus (house mouse) is the source of this 1903-nucleotide messenger RNA. It is a transcript of the gene Npy4r, whose product is annotated as neuropeptide Y receptor Y4. Gene Ontology annotation, biological process: G protein-coupled receptor signaling pathway. Gene Ontology annotation, cellular component: plasma membrane; membrane. The record is from RefSeq and is marked validated. The transcript has 2 exons. Lineage: Eukaryota; Metazoa; Chordata; Mammalia; Rodentia; Muridae. Gene Ontology annotation, molecular function: G protein-coupled receptor activity; peptide YY receptor activity; neuropeptide Y receptor activity. Bases 220 to 1347 code for a protein of 375 amino acids.
AUCUUCCAGGACGCUGAGGGCGCUGCUUGGCUGAGGCCCCUGCAGCAGGGCGCCCGGAGGGCUUCCUAGCCAGGACUUGGUGUCACAUCUACAGACAGUAGACCAGGGCUUGGUGCUCCAGUCUCCUCACCUGGGACGUGGUGGUCUGGUACCUCGCCAGGCUGCAUCUCUGAAGUAGGCCCUUUACUCCUGGAGUUCCUGGAUCUUCUCACACCUACCAUGAAUACCUCUCAUUUCUUGGCCCCUCUCUUCCCAGGAUCCCUACAGGGUAAGAAUGGGACCAAUCCAUUGGAUUCCCCCUAUAAUUUCUCUGAUGGCUGCCAGGAUUCGGCAGAGCUGUUGGCCUUCAUCAUCACCACCUACAGCAUUGAGACCAUCUUGGGGGUCCUGGGAAACCUCUGCUUGAUAUUUGUGACCACAAGACAAAAGGAAAAGUCCAAUGUGACCAACCUACUCAUUGCCAACCUGGCCUUCUCUGACUUCCUCAUGUGCCUCAUCUGCCAACCACUCACAGUCACCUACACCAUCAUGGAUUACUGGAUCUUUGGUGAAGUCCUUUGCAAGAUGUUAACUUUCAUCCAGUGUAUGUCAGUGACAGUCUCCAUCCUCUCACUGGUCCUUGUGGCCCUGGAGAGGCACCAGCUCAUUAUCAAUCCAACAGGCUGGAAACCCAGUAUUUUCCAGGCCUACCUGGGGAUUGUGGUCAUCUGGUUCGUCUCUUGUUUCCUUUCCUUGCCGUUCCUGGCCAACAGCACCCUGAAUGACCUCUUCCACUACAACCACUCUAAGGUUGUAGAGUUUCUGGAAGACAAGGUCGUCUGCUUUGUGUCCUGGUCUUCAGAUCACCACCGUCUCAUCUAUACCACUUUUCUGCUGCUCUUUCAGUACUGCAUCCCUCUAGCCUUCAUCCUGGUCUGCUACAUACGCAUCUACCAGCGCCUGCAGAGGCAGAAGCAUGUGUUCCAUGCGCACGCUUGCAGCUCACGAGCGGGACAGAUGAAGCGGAUCAACAGCAUGCUCAUGACAAUGGUGACUGCCUUUGCAGUUCUCUGGCUACCCCUGCAUGUGUUCAACACUCUGGAGGACUGGUACCAGGAAGCCAUCCCUGCUUGCCAUGGCAACCUCAUCUUCUUGAUGUGCCACCUGUUGGCCAUGGCUUCCACCUGUGUCAACCCUUUCAUCUAUGGCUUUCUCAACAUCAACUUCAAGAAGGAUAUCAAGGCUCUGGUGCUGACCUGCCAUUGCAGGUCACCUCGAGGGGAGUCUGAGCAUCUGCCCCUGUCCACUGUUCACACGGACCUAUCCAAGGGAUCGAUGAGGAUGGGUAGCAAGUCUAACUUCAUAUAGUCGUGUCUGGGCUUUUCCCUACCAUUUUUUGACACAUCCUUUCACUUAGUUAAGAAGACACAUUGCAGGCUGUGAUAGCAUCCUGUCAUUUCUGGCUUUUGGGGCCCAGAUAGGUUGGCAAGAGACUUGAAGCUUGGCAUUCAGAUGGUUUAGCCCUUUGCUUCUGAGAGAUCUCUGAGUCAGGAUUCUGCAGAUCACAGAGGGAACUUUGUGGCUUGAGCUGCAAGGGUAUUAGAGUCAGAAGUGGCUGGCUGACUCUCACAGCCACUCAGUACAGAUGCCUGGCCCAAAAGUCUUCAUCUAUGUCCUGACCAUUCAGCUAACCUGCCUUUGGUGAUGUGCUUAUGUUCUUUCAAGGGAUGUUGGGUGUUUCAGUAUGGGUUGGGUGCUGGUAGAAGCAGGUGCUGGGAGUUGGGAGUCUGCUUAAUAAAGUGCUUGCUGAAAAGAACAGGGACAAUACGAACGGGCUAUGAUAAAUGUGGCUGCCUUACCUAUGGUGGUCAAAGUUCAGUGUCCCUCCUGGCUGCUGAAUGGGGCCCAAGGCAUCCUCAGUGUG